AUGGCGGCCAUAACCCGCUUCGUAAAACGCACAACACCCUUUUAUUCCUUAGCGCGUGGAUUCUCUUCCACUAAUUCUCACGCGCCUCCGCGUGAAAAUAGGAAUGUUCAAUGGGUUUUCUUGGGCUGUCCCGGCGUCGGUAAAGGCACAUACGCCAGCCGCCUCUGUAACCUCCUCGGCGUCCCGCACAUCGCCACCGGUGAUCUCGUUCGUCAUGAGCUUUCCUCCAAGGGCCCCCUUUCUUCAAAGCUAUCAGAAAUUGUAAAUCAGGGUCAAUUAGUAUCAGAUGAAAUCAUUAUAAACUUAUUGUCAAAGAGAUUGGCCGACGGACAAGCUAAAGGCGAAUCAGGUUUUAUUCUUGACGGUUUUCCUCGAACAAUAAACCAAGCAGAAAUAUUGGAAGGGGUGACUGACAUUGACUUGGUGGUCAAUCUGAAGAUCCGAGAAGAAGUGCUGCUUGCAAAAUGCCUCGGUAGGAGAACUUGCAGUCAGUGUGGAGGAAAUUUUAACGUUGCUUCCAUCAAUGUCAAGGGCGAGAAUGGUUCCCCUGGAAUGAGUAUGGCUCCCCUUCUUCCUCCUGAGCAUUGUAUGUCUAAGCUCAUUACUCGUUCUGAUGAUACUGAACCCAUAGUCAAAGAAAGGCUUCGUGUAUACAAUGAAUUGAGUCAACCUGUGGAGGGAUUUUACAGUAGCAGAGGAAAACUAUUAGAGUUUGAGCUUCCUGGAGGGAUCCCGGAAUCUUGGCCAAAGUUGCUGCAAGCGCUUAAUCUAGAUGAUUAUGAAGAGAAACAAUCUGUUGCAGCAUAA
This is a messenger RNA of Lathyrus sativus (Indian pea), 807 nucleotides long. The record is from the annotation of a GenBank genome assembly. NCBI's taxonomy places the organism in Eukaryota, Viridiplantae, Streptophyta, Magnoliopsida, Fabales, Fabaceae.